UUUGAAGGGGUGUUUGGAAGUAAAAGUGUGGAUGUUCAGCAGGAAACCAGAGCUAAAUAGUGGCAUGCUGAGAUGUGGGUAAAAGCGAGCUUACCUCUUUGGAAAGUGACAGGGAGCGUUUUUUCUUUCUUGUUGCUACUUCUUCCCAGCAGCAGCAGAGGAUCAGACACAUAUUUUAUAAAUGGGACCAUGGUUAUGUUGAAGAUUUCUGCUUUCCUCGUUGCCUAUGCCCUGGUCAUUUGCCAGAUGUACUGCUCACAAGCGGCCCCUGCCAGACCGGGUUUAGAGUCCAUGUCAGACCGAGUCACGCUCACGGACUACGAGGCGCGAAGGUUACUCAACGCCAUCGUCAAGGAGUUUGUGCAGAUGACGGCAGAGGAGCUGGAGCAGCAGGAAACUGAAGGAAACAGCAGCGUUACAGCACAGAAGCGAGCCUGCAACACGGCAACUUGCGUGACUCACCGCCUGGCGGACUUCCUCAGCAGGUCGGGGGGAAUGGGCAACAGCAACUUCGUCCCAACCAACGUCGGCGCCAAGGCCUUCGGCAGGCGGAGGAGAAACGUCCAGAUGUGAGCACCCCCCAAAAACCUUCAGGGAAACGAGGUGGAAACCAGACAAGAAAACAUCAGAAAAAAACCUGAGAACAAAAAUCAACAAAAACAAAGUCGAGCAGAAAAUAAACAGUGAACUGGCCCUCUAUCCACAACCUCACGUUCUUAUGGAGAAAAAAAAAAAAAGACGCCACAGGACUUCUCGUCCCCAUUUCCAUCCUGUUAGUGAAACCUUUUGCUUUUGGCAAAUAACAGAAAAAAAAGAGAAAAAAAAGCACUAGUUUAUGUACAUGAACAAAUGAACUCCUGAAGAAAGAAAAAAAAACAUCCUAAUGGUUCCUCUUUUUUAUACAUGAAUAUAAUUGGAAAAUAAAAUGAAAGCAGCAGUGGUUAUCACCGUUUUUUUUUCCUACUUUCACCUCGUUAGAGCACAUUUCUUCCAUCCAACCCACCCCACCCAUCACCCUCCUCACCCACCCCUCCCCAUUCACCAUCCAUACUCCUACAUUUUCCACAGUUCCACUUCUUCCCAAGGGUACCAUGUUUUCCUGUGUGCCAGAGGGACGCCAUUAAAGAUCAGCCUACCCAAGGCCCCCCCACAACGGCUGUUGUCUUGUGCCUUGAUGUAGAACAAUUUACAUGAUUGUACAGUUCUGUUUCGAGAUGAUAAAGAAGACCCCGAGCAAGGGUGAAGAGAAUGAAGAUCGAUUAAUAUUGUAAACAAUAUUGUGAAAAAAAAAAAACCAAACAAAUUUCAGCAAGAUUAAAAUGUAUUUUAGAUACACUCGGGUUUGGGGUACUUGUGUUGUUCUUCAGAGGUUUUUAAGCAUUUAGGUGUAGAAAGAGUUUGAACGAUUGAGAGGUUGAUUAUAUUAUGAGAAGCUUAUAUUUGUACAUUAAUUGCUGGAAUACUGAAUAACAAUGUCCAUAAAUUAUAAAUGAUAAAUCAUAUGGCAUUAGUGAACCUCAUGUGAACAGAGUGAUUUGUAAUUCUUUUACGGAUACGCACGCACACACACACACACACACACACACACACACACACACACACACACACACACACACACAAAACACUGGAAAUCAAGUCCACAUAUAUACGCUCAAAUGUUGCUCAGUCUGGGUCACUUUGUAUGCAGUGACUGUCUGCAGUGUAAACACAUGGGUUUCAUCGGGACUAUUUUGUGACUCACACCACACAGCAUGGAUGUGUUGAGAUACA
Larimichthys crocea (large yellow croaker) is the source of this 1770-nucleotide messenger RNA. Its product is annotated as calcitonin gene-related peptide. Gene Ontology annotation, biological process: regulation of cytosolic calcium ion concentration; adenylate cyclase-activating G protein-coupled receptor signaling pathway. The transcript is spliced from 5 exons. The coding region runs from base 73 to 573 and encodes 166 amino acids. Lineage: Eukaryota; Metazoa; Chordata; Actinopteri; Sciaenidae. Gene Ontology annotation, cellular component: extracellular region. Gene Ontology annotation, molecular function: hormone activity; calcitonin receptor binding. The record is from RefSeq and is a predicted model, not a curated record.